This is a messenger RNA of Diachasma alloeum, 6204 nucleotides long. It is a transcript of the gene LanB1, whose product is annotated as laminin subunit beta-1. The transcript is spliced from 14 exons. The record is from RefSeq and is a predicted model, not a curated record. NCBI's taxonomy places the organism in Eukaryota, Metazoa, Arthropoda, Insecta, Hymenoptera, Braconidae. Gene Ontology annotation, cellular component: laminin trimer. The coding region runs from base 160 to 5508 and encodes 1782 amino acids. Gene Ontology annotation, biological process: cell migration; substrate adhesion-dependent cell spreading; basement membrane assembly.
UGGGCUGCUGCUGGCUGCAGAGGCGCGCCUCUGUUCUGGUAAAUCGUGGGAUUUAUUUUGUUUCCGAGUUCUGGACUGCAACGAGGGGAGAUUUUUUCGUCUGCGAGACUUUCGUCAAAUAAAUGGCGUCGUGUUAAUGGGAGCCACAAAUCAACAAGCAUGGAUAUUUUCAAAAUGGAGUUUAAAAUCCUGAAUAUCGUCACAGCGCUCCUACUCCUCGGUAUCUGUACAGAUUUUAUCAAUGGCCAGUCUAGAGACUCCAGUAGAGCUGCUAUCAGAGGUCCUUAUGCGAAGAGGAGACACCCGUGCGAGCAGAGCUCGUGUUACCCAGCCACGGGUAACUUGUUAAUAGGAAGAAAAGAUCGACUGAAGUCAUCGUCAACCUGUGGGCUUUUGGACCCGGAGAGAUAUUGCAUAGUUUCUCAUUUAAAGGAAAGGAAAAAGUGUUUCUUCUGUGAUGCAUCAUCACCGAAGUUACAACAUAAUAUUACGAAUAUUGUUGGAGGAUUGUCGAAGAACUCGUGGUGGCAGGCAGAGAAUGGAAUCGAGAACGUGACCAUAGACUUCUCUCUAGAAGCAGAGUUCCACUUGACUCACAUGAUAAUCCGUUUCCAAACCUUCCGACCAGCAGCGAUGUUAAUCGAACGUUCCCACGACUUCGGGAAGACCUGGCAGGUGUACAGAUAUUUCGCUCACAACUGUGAGCAAGCAUUCCCAGGAGUCCCUACCCACGUGCCAAAAAAGCUAUCAGACGUGAUCUGCGAGUCAAGAUAUUCCUACGUCGCUCCCUCGUCAGGGGGUGAGAUCAUAUUCAGGGUUCUUCCACCGAACCUCCAAUCCGUAAUCGAUAAUCCGUACUCAAAGGAAGUUCAGAAUCUGAUGAAGGUGACGAAUCUGCGGAUCAACUUUACGAAAUUGCAUACACUUGGAGAUGACCUUUUGGACGAUCGUGCUGAGAUCAGAGAAAAGUAUUAUUAUGCUGUACAGGACAUGGUGAUUCGAGGCUCGUGCUCUUGCUACGGGCACGCCUCAGCUUGUCUCGAGCUCCCUGGUGUUGUCAAUGAAGAGGAGAUGGUUCAUGGAAGAUGUGAGUGCACUCACAACACAAAAGGUCUCAAUUGCGAGAUCUGUCAGGAUCUUUAUAACGACGGACCAUGGAAACCUGCUGUUGGAAAGCAGACGAAUGCCUGCAGAAAAUGUAACUGCAAUGAACACGCCAAUUCCUGUCAUUUUGACGAAGCUGUCUACGAACGAUCUGGGAGGGUCUCCGGGGGUGUUUGUGAUGAUUGCCAGCACAACACCAGGGGACAGAAUUGCGAACAGUGCAAACCUUUCUUCUAUCACGAUUUGACGAAGAAUAUCUCGCAUCCAGAGGCUUGUCAACCUUGCGAUUGUGAUCCUGGCGGAUCCCUCGACGAUGGCAUCUGUGACUCGAGGACAGACAUUUUAAGUGGCGAAGAAUCCGGCCGUUGUCACUGCAAAUCCAACGUCGAGGGUCGCAGAUGUGACUUGUGUAAGAACGGGUUCUGGAAUUUCGAUGUGAAUAAUCCCGACGGAUGUCAAGCCUGUACCUGUAACCCCCUGGGAACCAUCGACAAUCAGGGAUGCAAUCAAGUUACGGGAGAGUGCACCUGCAAGCGUUACGUAACAGCACGCGAUUGCAAUCAAUGUUUGCCGGAGUACUGGGGUUUAUCCGAUGAUCAUGAUGGCUGCAAGCCCUGCGAUUGCGAUCCUGGUGGCUCCUACGAGUCCACUUGUGACGUUAUCACUGGUCAAUGUCGAUGCAGACCUCAUGUAGGAGGGAGAACGUGUAAUCAACCUGAACAGAGUUAUUACACUGGGUCCCUAGACUUUCUGAUUUAUGAGGGAGAGUUGGCAGGCGGUAGUGAUAACUGCCAAGUGGUUAUCAGAGAGCCCUACAGAGACGGGAGGAACAACACGUGGACAGGGACAGGUUUCAUGAAAGUCGUUGAAACCUCAACAAUGAACUUCACAAUCGACGACAUCAGAAGAUCCAUGUGGUACGACAUAAUAGUGCGUUACGAGCCUGUGCACCCUGGAGUCUGGCAGGAGGUGGAGAUCCUGAUCACACGAGAUGGUCCUGUCGAUCCCCAAGGUCCUUGCGCUGGUUGGAGACCCGAAGACGACAGACUGUGGCUCCAGCUGCCUGACAAUGCCCGAAGUGCUGUCGCCAAUCCUUCGGUUUGCUUUGAAGCUGGGAAAGUAUACAAGCUGUUGCUCUCGUUCAGGAGGUUCGAUCCUCACACAGAGACACCCACUGCUUCCAUCCUCAUCGAUUCGAUUGUUUUAAGACCAAGAAUAGAUUCGAUUCCAUUCUUCAACGGCGAAGGCCCCAACCAGUUAAGAAGGAAGGAGUACGAAAGAUAUCGUUGUAACGAGAUAUUCGACAGUGUGACCCCGUACACACGCGAUGAGAACGACAUUUGUGCACCGUAUCACAGCAGUAUCGGUUAUUGGGUGUUCGACGGAGCGCAUUCCUGUGAAUGCAACCCAACAGGAUCACACAGUCUCCUCUGUGAGCACUACGGGGGCGUCUGUCCCUGCAAACCCAACGUAGUGGGACGUCGUUGCGAUCGUUGUGCUCCUGGCACCUACGGAUUCGGCCCCAACGGAUGCAUUCCCUGCGACUGUAACGCAGUCGGUGCUUUGGACAACUUCUGCGAUGUUGAUACUGGUCGGUGCAAAUGCAGGCCGAACACUUAUGGCAGGACCUGUGGCCAGUGUGAACCAGGAUUCUGGAACUUCCCACAUUGCAGGAGGUGCGAGUGCAAUGGCCACGCUGACAGCUGUGAUUCGUCUACUGGAGCUUGUCAAGAUUGCAGAGAUUAUACCACUGGGCAUAACUGUGAUAGGUGCAUCGACACCUUCUAUGGGGACCCGAGGAUUGGGGUUGACAUUCCCUGCAGAGCGUGUCCUUGUCCAGGAACUAUCGAUUCUGGUCACGCCUACGCGGACAGCUGUUCCCUGGACCCGAUAACCCACGACGUCAUCUGCGAGUGCUUUAAAGGAUACUCCGGAGCGCGAUGUGAGAACUGCGCAGAGAACUACUUCGGAAAUCCCGAAGAAGUCGGUGGUCAAUGUACCGCUUGCGACUGCAGCAACAACACCGACCCGUCGAGACCUGGAAAUUGUGAUCCAUACACCGGACGCUGUCUACAGUGUCUCUAUGAUACUGCUGGAGCCAACUGUCAGCAGUGCAAGCCAGGGUUCUACGGGAAUGCGCUCGAGAAGAACUGCCAGGACUGCAUGUGCAAUGUCCUGGGGACGGAUAUUGCAGCGGGGACUUGCGACCACAGGACUGGACAGUGUCCUUGCUUGCCUAAUGUCAUUGGACAACUUUGCGACAGGUGCGCGGAGAACUACUGGAGGAUCGCUAGUGGACAGGGCUGUGAUCCUUGCGAGUGUGAUGCUGUGGGAAGUGUCUCGGACAAGUGCAACCCUUACGACGGCACCUGUGAAUGUCGUUCGGGCUUCGGAGGUCGUCGCUGCAACGAAUGUCAAUCCAACUUCUGGGGCAACCCUAACGUCCAGUGUUACCCUUGCGACUGCGACGUUAUCGGUUCAUCGUCGGCUCAAUGCAACCGCGAGACAGGUGUCUGCGUCUGUCACAAGGGCAUUGGAGGCGAGAAAUGCGAUCAGUGUGAUCGUAGUUACAUCGGUACAGCCCCUCAUUGCAGCCCCUGCGGCGAGUGCUUCGACAACUGGGACCUGAUCCUCGACGGGCUUCGUAAUAAAACAGAUCUGGUGAUCGAGGAGGCCUCGAGGAUUCAGAAAGUGGGCACCACCGGAGUCUACAGCCAGCAAUUCGAUAAAAUGCUGGACUCCCUCGACCAAGUCCGAGGAUUGAUCGAUAACACGACUGUGAGGAGUCAGGAUCUCGACGAACUACACGAUUUGGCGAGUCAAUUGGCUAAGAACGUGUCCACCUCGACGAAAGCUCUUGAGGAAGUGGAGAAUCAGCUGGAGAAUGUCAGUCAGCGAGUGAACCUUGGGGAUGUUGCUUUGAAAAAACUGAAGAACAGGACGAACAGUCUUCACCAGGGGGCUGCCCUCCUGAGGGAGGACGCGACUAGACUGCAGGAGGCGAACGUCCAGGGGGCCCUCAACGUAACUCACCAAAUGGCGGAGCAGUCACGACUGGCGGAGAAGAUGGCUAACGAGACCAAUAACGUUCUGGCUGACGCCGAGAGGUAUCGAAAGAACACUGAAAACCUCUUGGCUAAGAACAGCGCCAAUGUCAAUGAGGCCCAGGAGAAGAGCAUGGCGUCGAUCGAGAAAAUGAACGAGAGGAUCUCGGGUCUUGAGAAGGAAGUUCCUGGGUUGAACCUGGGAAUGUGCGGGGACAACGUCACCGAAUGUAGCAGUGUUUGUGGUGGGGCUGGAUGUGGGACUUGUGGAGGGAUCUCUUGCGAGGCUGGAGCCGUUACCAAGGCUAGUCAGGCACUGGAUGUGGCGAAACGACAGGCUGAGAAGAUCAGAAAUCAUAAGGAUACUGCUGAAGGACUUCUACGAAAGAUGAUGGACCUGAAACAGGAUGCCGGCGCGGCUCGUGGCAACGCCCAAGACGCCUUCAACUUCGCUCUCGACGCCCGUAACAGAUCAGACAGGGUGGCCAAGGCCCUGGCUGAGGUGAACGAGAAGAUCAUCAUGGUGUUGAAUGAGGAUCAACCGACUCCCAUGAUGGUUCGAGAUCUUGCUGAAGAGGUCUUGAGUAAAAAUAUUCAUCUGCGACCUGACGAGAUCAGGGAGUUGGCUGACAAGAUCGACAGCAUCAUUGUUUCUUUGACGGAUUCUGAUAAGAUUUUGACUGACACGGCUGGCGAUUUGAGGAUGGCCCAGGAGCUCGAACAAAAGGCUAACUGGGCUAAACAGUCUGCCAUUGACAAGCAGAAUCAAGCUGGCAAGGUAGUGAAUCUACUGUCUGAAACCCAAAAAGCCCAAGAAGAAGCUGAAGAUGCGAUUGAUAAAGCUGAGCGAGAUAUAGCCCUAUCUGAGAAAGAUCUCCAGGACGUAGGAGAGGUGACAAAGGAAGCCCAGAAGAAGGCAGCGAACACAACAGCAGCUGUGGACGCCCUGGAGGCCCGUCUCAAGCAGCUCCAGACCCAAUCAGUGCGAAACGACUUCGUCCUGAAUCAGGAAAUCAGGAAGGAGCUGCUCACCCUCGCCGAGGACGCCAAGGCAGUUGACGAGAAGACCCAGAAACUGGGGACAGAGUACAAGAGAGCUGGGGAUUCCCUGAACUAUCGAGUCACCAAGAGCAAGGGCGACAUUGAGAGGGCAAAGCAGCUGCUCCAGAGGGCGUCUGAACUCACGGCUGACACUACCACAAAGUUCAAGGAUCUGGACGGAAUGGAGAGUGUCUACAGGGAUAAUGACAGACUUCUCAGUGAUCUUAUGGCACAGGUUGAUGCUCUCACUACAGAGAUGGAGAAGCAGCUCGGGGAGAUAGAGAAGAAGGCACAGACCUACAGGGACUGCUCGACGUGAACAAUUUUAUAGAAAUUUUCAGGCACUUCAGAUGAUCAAUCAAUGCAGUUUUCAAGUGGCCAAAAUUCGAAAGGUUCUUAGUCGAGGGUGAGAAGUGGCUCUGGGAAUGCAAUGGAGGUGGAAAAUUUUCCUUAGAACACUCGUCGUAGGCAAACUAUAAAGGCGACGAAAAAAUAAGACAAACUCGACUAGAAGUCGAAUGAAUUUGAACCCUUCGAAAACUUCACAACUGAAAUAUCUGUGCCAUAGGAAUCAGCAAGUGCCACUAAACACCAAAAAUUCGUCGAUCAAAUUUCAUUAUCAAAACAUCAAACAUAAACGCGGUUUUUUGCGUUCUGUAAAUACAUUAAUUUUAUAGUAAGAGUUUUUACAUUUAUUGAAAAAUCAUUAUUUUUACGAUUCAAAUGACAGUCGUUUUGAAGUUGAAUUGUACCGGAAUUUACGCAUAAUUCUUAUUUACUUAAAGUGAAGAUGGUGGUAGAGUGGUGAAACAGGAUGAGUCGUUUCUCGGGACAUUCUUGUAGCUUUCAUUUUUAUCUGCAAAAGUUUCUCGUAAAAACCCCAUCCUAUUUUAAAAUUCUACUACUGAAUUCAUAAUAAUUACUUAAUAUUUCUUAUUCCGAAGAAUUAAUUGAUUGAAAUUUGUUACGAUUUAUAUAAGAAAGAGAAAAUAAAUAAAAAGUUGAUAAAAACAAA